Trematomus bernacchii (emerald rockcod) is the source of this 1413-nucleotide messenger RNA. Its product is annotated as hydroxycarboxylic acid receptor 2-like. Lineage: Eukaryota; Metazoa; Chordata; Actinopteri; Perciformes; Nototheniidae. The record is from RefSeq and is a predicted model, not a curated record. Gene Ontology annotation, biological process: G protein-coupled receptor signaling pathway. Gene Ontology annotation, molecular function: G protein-coupled receptor activity. Gene Ontology annotation, cellular component: membrane. Bases 258 to 1319 code for a protein of 353 amino acids. The transcript is spliced from 6 exons.
AAAAACACAGACUGAGUUAACGAGCUGCUUCUGAUUGGAGUCCUUCACACGAGAAAAGGAGGAAGGUGAAAAGGUGAAAAGGGGAAUUGGCAAACGUCCUGAGUCUCGACACCUCCCUGUGUGCGUCCACCCUCUAAAAACACAACAUUAUUUAUGAGAAUCAUCUAAAAAUAAUCAUAUUUCUGUCCGUCUUCCUGGAAACUCAUCCCCAUAAUUAAACGUUUAUCUGGGUUAGAGUAAAGAUAGAAUUAGCCGAGAUGCUAACGGAGCUAAAUGUCACCACGAUGUUGAACUUCACGACCGCGCCCCCCGUUGGCGGUUGCCCUCCGGUCGGGAUCCAACUCGAGGGUCUCAUCCUGCCCCCCGUCCUCACCAUCGACGUCACCCUGGGGCUUCUGGGUAAUGCAGUUGCCCUGUGGAUCUUCUGCUUUAAGGUGAAGAAGUGGAACCCCAACACGCUGUUCCUCUUCAACCUGGUGAUCGCAGACUUCCUGGCGCUGGUCAGUCUGCCUCUCAGGAUCCACGCUCUGAUCGUCCGUCACUGGGUGUUCGGAGACGCCAUGUGUCGGAUCAACCUCUUCCUGAUGUUCUCCAACCGCUCAGCUAGCAUCGCACUGAUGACCGUGGUGGCCAUCUACCGCUACUUCAAGGUGGUCCACCCUCACCACCGGGUGAACCUCAUGACGAGGCGUCAGGCUGCGUUCGUGUCUCUGAUCGUCUGGUUUCUGGUGAUCGGCCCCCGUGUUCCCAUGCUGGCCUUCAACCACAUUAAGAGGCGCGGCCAUCGCUCGCAGUGCUUUUUCUUCACCUCCUACAAGGAGGCGUCUCGCUCCAUCCUCAUCUUGCUGAAGAUGCACCGCAUCCUGACGGUUCUGGAGUUCUUCCUGCCGGCCGCCAUCUUGCUCUUCUGCUCCGUCAGGAUCCACAGCUUCCUGCGAGGACGACAGAUCGGGAACCCGGAGAAGGUGCGUAAGGCGAUGCGUGUGUGUGUGGCCAUCGUGCUGGUCUUCACGCUGUGUUUCCUGCCCACCACCCUCUCCACCCUCGGGCUCUGGUUCAUCACCUCCUUCAGACCCUGGGACUGCGCCUCCUUCUACUCCUUCACCCAGAUCACCAUCGUGUCUCUGGGGAUCAGCUCCCUGAACUCUGCUCUGGACCCCGUGGUCUACGUGUUCUCCAGCUCCACCUUCAGGAGGGCUCUCUGCGGCUCGCUGCCCAGGAGCCUGCGCUGCUGCGGGAGGGAAGAGGAGGCGCAGUCAUCCUCCUCCACGGGGACUCAGAGCACCGUCCAGCAGGAGCUGAAGACCAUCAGGAGCUGAAGACCAUCAGGAGCUGAAGACCAUCAGGAGCUGAAGACCAUCAGGAGCUGAAGACCACCAGGAGCUGAAGACCAUCAGGAGCUGAAGACCACCA